AUGACACCAAAAUCACCACAGCAGAAGACAUACCACACGUCGAAUCCGAUUGCAGAAACUGCAAUUGACAGAACUAUUCCAGAUUUGCCAAUUGCACAGUUAUCUGACGAAGAUAAAUAUUUCAGAACUCACAAGGCUCCCCCAUAUUUACCGGAGAUCGAGAAGCAGGUGACAGCUUUUGUUGAAUAUCAUGCUGCUAAUACUGGCAAACGUAUCGUGUUAGUAACAUCUGGUGGUACAACUGUUCCAUUAGAAAAUAACACUGUUAGAUUUAUUGAUAAUUUCAGUGCCGGUACGAGAGGAGCAACGUCGGCAGAGUACUUCUUAGAGAAUGGGUAUGCCGUUAUAUUUUUACAUAGAGAGUUUUCGCUUUUGCCAUAUUCAAGGCAUUACAGUCACACAACUAAUUGUUUCUUAGAUUAUAUGACAGAAGUUAAUAAUAAGGUCGAAAUUAAUCCUAAUUUUGCAGAUGAGAUGUUGGUUGUCUUAAGAAAGUACAAAGAAGCAAAAGAAUCACAGUCGUUAUUAUUAAUACCAUUUACGAAUGUUAAUCAAUAUUUAUACACAUUGAAAUUGAUGGCUAUUUUAUUACAAAAAAUUGAAGACAAGGCUUUGUUUUACUUAGCAGCUGCCGUCUCAGAUUUCUUCUUACCACAAUCGAGAAUGCCUCAGCAUAAAAUACAAUCCCAAGCUGCAGGUAAAUUGAUAAUUAACUUGGAACAAGUCCCAAAAUUCUUGAGAAGGUUGGUUGACAAUUGGGCACCAUCUGCAAUGAUUGUUUCAUUCAAAUUAGAAACGGAUCAUCUGAUCUUAAUCGAAAAAUCCAAGGGUGCAUUAGAAAGAUACCAACAUCAGUUGGUGAUUGGUAACUUAUUACAAACCAGAAAGAAGGAAGUUGUAUUUGUUCAUUCAGAUGGAUCCGAACUUUGGAUCAGAUUAACAGAUAAACAAAAAGAAGACGAAAUGGAUAUUGAAGGAUUAAUUAUUCCUGCAGUAAUUAAAGAACAUUCCGAAUGGAUUGAACAUCAUUCUAAAUAA
Debaryomyces tyrocola is the source of this 1038-nucleotide messenger RNA. Lineage: Eukaryota; Fungi; Ascomycota; Pichiomycetes; Serinales; Debaryomycetaceae. The record is from the annotation of a GenBank genome assembly.